ACUAUGUCUGUACUGAGAAGACCUGACGGAACCAUGACAGGUACCGAGUGAAGAAUUAAUAACGGAAUAUCAAGAAAAGAACACUGCGUGUGUUCCGGAGGCGUUCGCAGUUCGAGUGAGCACCUUUUGGUUCGGAGCGCACACAUACGCACGCAUCUGAGCAGCGAUGGGCGCUUGGACGCUGCUGCUGUACCUACUCGCCAUUGUGAGAGGCAGCCUGGGGGCGGAUACUGAAGAGCGGCUGGUGGAGCACCUGCUAAACCCCGCCCACUAUAACAAACUGAUCCGCCCAGCGACCAAUGGUUCUGAGCUGGUGACAGUUCAGCUGAUGGUGUCACUGGCCCAGCUCAUCAGUGUGCACGAGAGAGAGCAGGUCAUGACCACCAACGUAUGGCUCACACAGGAAUGGCAGGACUACCGUCUGACUUGGGUCCCUGAGGAGUUUGAUGGCAUGGAGAAGGUCAGACUGCCUUCCAAACACAUCUGGCUGCCCGACGUUGUGCUGUAUAACAAUGCUGACGGAAUGUACGAGGUCUCCUUCUACUCCAACGCGGUGGUCUCCCAUGACGGCAGUAUCUUCUGGCUGCCUCCAGCCAUCUACAAGUCAGCCUGUAAGAUCGAGGUCAAACACUUCCCCUUCGACCAGCAGAACUGCACCAUGAGGUUCCGCUCCUGGACCUACGACCGCACAGAGAUCGACCUGAUCCUGAGGUCCGACGUGGCCAGCAUGGACGACUUCACACCCAGCGGAGAGUGGGACAUCAUCGCCCUGCCGGGGCGCCGCAACGAGAACCCUGCCGACCCCACCUACGUAGACAUCACCUAUGACUUCAUCAUCCGCAGGAAACCUCUGUUCUACACCAUCAACCUCAUCAUCCCCUGUGUCCUCAUCACCUCUCUGGCUAUCUUAGUGUUCUAUCUGCCCUCUGACUGUGGAGAGAAGAUGACCCUGUGUAUCUCUGUCCUGCUGGCCCUCACAGUGUUUCUCCUGCUGAUCUCUAAGAUCGUCCCCCCCACCUCCCUGGACGUUCCUCUGGUCGGGAAGUACCUGAUGUUCACCAUGGUCCUGGUGACCUUCUCUAUUGUCACCAGUGUGUGUGUUCUCAACGUGCACCACCGCUCACCCACCACACACACCAUGCCCCCCUGGGUCAAGCUGGUGUUCCUCAACAAAUUGCCUGCGCUGCUCUUCAUGCGCCAGCCCCAGAACAGCUGCGAGCGUCAGAAGCUGCGCCAGCGACGGAGGGGCCAGGAGCAGAGGGAGGGGGGCAGGGAUGGGGGCUCUGCCGGGGUGAUGGUGGGGCUGGGGGGCGGAGGGGGUGGCACGUAUAACAACGAACCCUGUACGUGUUACGUGAACCGGGCGUCGGUGAAACAGUUUGUAGGGGAGCUGGGAGGGGGAACGGGAGGAGGAGGGGGAGGGGGGUCGAUGGAGGGGCUGAACGGGCUGAGGGAAGACAGGGAGGGGGGGCAGGGGAACCGGCCCAGGGGGAAACAGGUAGGAGGGGGCCCAGCCCUGACCCAGGCCGUGCUAGGACAAGCCUGCCCUGGGUUGGAGGAGGCUGUCGACGGGGUCCGCUUCAUUGCCAACCACAUGAAGACUGAAGACGACGACCAGAGUGUGAGCGAGGACUGGAAGUAUGUUGCCAUGGUGAUCGACCGUCUCUUCCUGUGGAUCUUUAUAAUUGUGUGUGUGUCCGGAACGGUCGGGAUGUUCCUCCAGCCACUGUUCCAGAACUACACUGCCAAGACCAUCACCAACACCAAUGGCUGACCAACCAGGUGCCCAGCAGCAUCGAUGGACACCGCCCCGACCCAAUCAGCACAGCAGGACAGGGGCAGGAGGGAGGGACCUGCCCAGCAGGGGAAGUGGGUUUUAUUAAGUCUGUGGAACUAAAUUGGACAGGAGCCACACCUGUUAACCUUUAUAGCCUUUCUACUGAACUGUUCUGAACUGAAGAACUAAACUUAACACCAACAUCGUAUUAAAGAUCAUUUUUUUUCCAGAGGGAUAAAUGGAUGGACAACUCUUCCCUUUUUCCCAGAGGAAGGUGGAGUUAUGCCUCUCCUCUCUCCCUCUGAGUGACAAGCGGCAGAAGCCAAUCAGGGAGAGAGGACAAUCUCUAAAUUGUUUGACAUCCUGUAGAACGCUACGCCAGCCAAUCAAUGCUCUUCAUUCCAAGCUGACUGUGCAAGCUUACUGAGAGUAUAUUGUCGCACCUUAACUGGUACAGAACUUAAUGCUUCAGUAACAGAACCUUGAUUGGAAACUGUGUCAACCAAUCGGGAAAAUGUAAAGGCAAGUGGGGGGUUGUCAAGGUUCAUAAUUGUUUUUCCAAGCCACUUCUGUUAAGCCAACUGAUAGUACAGUACAGUAUAUUUUACCAUAGCAUAGCAGUGUACCACAGUAUAGCUUUAAAUAUAAUGUUAUUGCGAUUUCUCCGUGUCUGUUCCUGAGAGAAAGGUAGGGUGCAGUGGUUUGUUGUAUGAUUCUCUUUGCUUUUAAAGAAGAAUGUGAUAUUACCUGUACUACACAGUCUGUGACGUGCACACUAACACUAUAUGAGGAGAAGAGACAGAUCGUGAAGGAGAGAGAUGAAAGAGAGAGAGGGAUAUUGACAGAGAGUUAGAUGGAAUGAGAUGAAGUAGUUAUAGUGAAUCCCAAACCGCCCCCUCGCCAAUACCAACUCCCUCCGUUGUCACGUGUUGCUGACGAAGCUCCGAGGGUGACUUCCAGAGAGUGGUGAUGGGAUCAAUAAACCCACCGGGACCAGUCUCUGAAUCAGACAUAAACACAUGCACGUGGUAUAUAAUUAGACACGCCUCUCUAUUUUUUACAAUUCAAUUGUGCUAACUUCAGACAUAUAGCAGUGAGUGUCGGGAUAGUACGUCGCUCUGAAGCCUGCAUCCAUGCUGGCUAGGUCGAAGUGGCUAUAGGAGGAUCUAAUUAGCCCCUACACCCCCAUAAUUUUCACUCCCUCAGCUUUAGUACACUUGUGCAAAUGGCAGAGGUGGAGAGGCAGGGGGUGAAGGGGCAGGGGGUGAUUUGGGAUUCAACCUUAGAGGGGCAGCAGGGUAGCCUAGUGGUUAGAGCAUUGGACUAGUAACUGAAAGGUUGCAAGAUCAAAUCCCCGAGCUGACAACGUACAAAAUCUGUCGUUCUGCCCUUGAACAGGCAGUUAACCCACUGUUCCUAGGCCGUCACUUUUUUCCAAGAUGGCGUAGCAGUCGGACGUGUGUUUUGUCUUGUCCCGUCCUGUAUAGUGUAAAUAUAGUUUUUUUUCCUCGUUUUUUUCUGUAUAUAUUUCGUACAUAUUUUAAUCUCACUUUCCAACUACAGGCUGAAUAUACUCUCCUGCAACCCGCAUCACCCAAUGUGGUACGGAUCUGCUUUUUCUAUACUUUAGAAUCGGAACCCUCAUCAGAAGCUAGCCAGCUAACUAGCUACUAGCUAGUAGCUAGCCACUGCUAGCGGUCUUCAACGCUAACUAGGACACCAGCGCGACAUCUACCCAAAGCAUAUCAGACUGCUUUUUCUCUACCACAUCUCCGGAUUCCUACCGCAAGCUCUGAACCUUUACACCGGAUCAUCGCAACUAGCUAGCUGCAAUCCGAGUGGCUACUCCUGGCUAACGUCUCUGUCCCAGAGCAAGCACCAGUUAGCCUGGAGCUAGCCUCGAGCUAAGCCCAUCUCCCGACUAGCCGAAGAGGUCCAACAAUACCUAUUUUGCCAAUUGGCCUGGACCCUCUACUGCCGACACGGAGCCCCGCCGAUCCAUCACGACUGGUCCGCCGACAUAAUCGUCCGAGGGGGUUUCAACAGGCUUUUCCGCUGAGACAUCGCCAAAGAUCCAUCUGCUGGCCAAGGCCCGCGAGCUUUCUGAAUCGCUGUAUCUCCAGCUCACAUUUACAUUUAAGUCAUUUAGCAGACGCUCUUAUCCAGAGCGACUUACAAAUUGGUGCAUUCACCUUAUGACAUCCAGUGGAACAGCCACUUUACAAUAG
Messenger RNA from Oncorhynchus nerka (sockeye salmon), 4005 nucleotides. RefSeq names its product neuronal acetylcholine receptor subunit beta-2-like. Gene Ontology annotation, cellular component: plasma membrane; synapse; postsynaptic membrane. Gene Ontology annotation, molecular function: acetylcholine-gated monoatomic cation-selective channel activity; transmembrane signaling receptor activity. Lineage: Eukaryota; Metazoa; Chordata; Actinopteri; Salmoniformes; Salmonidae. Gene Ontology annotation, biological process: monoatomic ion transmembrane transport; nervous system process; regulation of membrane potential. The record is from RefSeq and is a predicted model, not a curated record.